Messenger RNA from Hypoxylon fragiforme, 780 nucleotides. RefSeq lists its product as uncharacterized. Lineage: Eukaryota; Fungi; Ascomycota; Sordariomycetes; Xylariales; Hypoxylaceae. Bases 1 to 780 code for a protein of 259 amino acids. The record is from RefSeq and is a predicted model, not a curated record. The transcript has 2 exons.
AUGAAGUUCACCCUAGCAUCGGCGCUCGCCACAGCCGCCCGCGCCGCCGUGCUCUGGGACGGGCGCUUCAACGACAUGGCCGCCUCGACGGACCUGAACAAGUGGUCGUGGUCGAACCAGGUGGGGCCGUACCAGUACUACAUCCACGGCUCCGGGUCCGUCGACAAGUACGUCAACCUGUCGCCGGACUUCAAGAACCCGGCCGACACCGUGUCGAAGCAGGGGGCCAGGUUCACCCUCGACAGCACCGCGUUCUGGAACGGCCAGAACAUGCGCCGCACGGAACUCAUCCCCCAGACGAAGGCGGCGAUCAAUGCGGGCAAGGUGUGGUACCAUUUCAGCGUCAUGCGGAAGGAGGCGAAUGCGCCGUCGGUGAACAGGGAGCACCAGAUCUGCUUCUUUGAGAGCCACUUUGUCGAGCUGAAGUAUGGGUGGAUUUCGGGGGAGCAGGGGGCGGAGAACCCGAAUUUGCAGUUCAUGGUCUCCCAAACCUCCAAAUGGAAGACGGAGUGGAAGCCCUCGGUGUGGCACAACGUCGCCUUCGAGAUCGACUUCGGCAGCGGCACCGUCGGCCUCUGGCACUCGGAGGGCGGCGACCCGCUGGUCCAGACCGUCGCCCCCGUCAAGACGUCCGCGUCCUCCAACGGCGCCGACUGGCAUCUUGGGGUCUUGGAGCUCCCGAGGUCCGGGUACGGUGAUGCGGUGGAGGACUUUUACUUCUCGGGGGUUUAUGUGGAGAGCGGCGCGAUCACGACGGCGGUGGGGGGCCCGGGUAUGUGA